This is a messenger RNA of Neltuma alba, 1122 nucleotides long. RefSeq names its product TMV resistance protein N-like. Gene Ontology annotation, biological process: defense response; signal transduction. The record is from RefSeq and is a predicted model, not a curated record. Bases 91 to 1122 code for a protein of 343 amino acids. Gene Ontology annotation, molecular function: ADP binding. The transcript is spliced from 3 exons. NCBI's taxonomy places the organism in Eukaryota, Viridiplantae, Streptophyta, Magnoliopsida, Fabales, Fabaceae.
UGAAGAACUUUCUUCUAUUAACAUCGGCCGGUCCCUUAUUUGUCUGCCCGUAGAGCGAAAUCUGAGUUCAUAUCUUCGUCUACAGCAAUUAUGUCUUCCUUGGCUUCUUCAUUCUCCCAACCCAAAUUGACUUCCAACUACGACGUCUUCGCAAUUUCCCAAGUGACCCGACAUCGCCUUCCAGACUUUCGGAAUCUGGUAGGAUCUCUAAGAGAUGAUACCAUCAAACUUUUUGCAGACUGUAUAUACUCUUCAACGAUGGUUGCGUCUCUUUCUUCCGCACUGGAGGCCAUGGAAAGGUCGAGAAUUCUUAUGGUUAUUUUCACGCCAGAAUUCCUCAGCGUCUCCGACAAAUUAUUUCUCGAGAGGCUGCAGAACGUCAUGGAGUGUCACAGAUCUAUGAAUAGACCGGUGGUUCCUGUAUUCUGGGGAGUCAAACAAAAGGAAGUGGUUGAGCAUUUGGCGACACGAUUCAGGGAUUUGGACUGGAUCGGAAUCGCCGUUGAAGCUGCUUCGCAAUCCGGCGUCACACUGUCCACUCAUUUCAGGGAAGAUAUGAGUACACUUAAGGGGGCAUUAUAUAGAUACUUGUUUUGCAAUCUUCCGCCCCAUCCAGCGGGGUUACUACUCCGUAGUGUGAAAGAUGUACUUCGUCUGUUGAUGGAUGGGACUUAUUCCAUCGGAAUAUGGGGGGUUCCAGGUAUUGGUAAAACUACUUUUGCCAGAGCUAUUUACGAUAGAAUUUGUGGCAGGUUUGAGAGAAAAAGUUUCCUUGCAAAUAUCAAUGAUGAAUGGAAAAAAGAUAACGGUCUAGUUCAUCUACGACAGCAACUUAUUUCAGAUGUUUUCGAUACAGAACUUGAUAUGGUUCAUGAUGUUAAGAUGGGAGCUAGUCAAAUGAAGGAGGCACUGUCCAAUAAAAGUGUACUGGUAGUGUUUGAUGAUGUGAAUCAUAUAGACCAACUCAUAGCAUUAUGUGGGAGUAGGGAUCUGUGCUUUGGCAAAAGGAGUUUAGUACUUGUUACGUCAACAAGUAAGGAUCUAAUUCUUGGCCUCGGACUCUACUUUUAUGAAAUGAAGGCGCUGGAUGAGAGACAAAAAAAGAGUGGAAUAAUGUGUUGA